GACAGAAGGGAGUUCUCUCGCAGCGCUUGAACACUCUUUGGCUACAGACGGAACAGCUGUCAAUGCACAACGCUGAGCGUUACGACAAGCAAGAGGCUUUGUGGGACGACGGAGGCUUUUUAAAUGCAGCUCAGCGACGAUUUCUAUAGUUUAUAUAAUUGCCGUGUCAGCUCUCAAAACGUUCACAUCUAGCGUAUGAGCAACAGAGAGUGACUUUCCUCGAGUGCUUUUAUUUAUUUAUCUCCAAAGCUGACGGCGGAGUGUUGUCUGCUGUGUCCUGUCCAUCCGACAGAACUAGUCCAGACAUGAGUAACGUUAAUCUGAUUUUUUGGGACCAGUUGCUGGCUGGCAGCUCCGAUGUGGAUUGGUGUGAAGGCAAUUACCUAAUUUACCCCAGCAUCGCUGAAUUUUACAACACGAUCAGCAACAUUUUGUUUUUUGUUCUGCCGCCCAUAUUAAUGUGCUUGUUCCGCCAAUAUGCAACACAUUUCAACAGUGGGAUUUACCUCAUAUGGAGUCUGCUAGUUGUGGUUGGUAUUGGCUCGACAUAUUUUCACGCCACCCUCAGCUUCCUCGGCCAGAUGCUGGACGAGUUGGCCAUCUUAUGGGUGCUUAUGUGUGCCAUUGCCAUGUGGUUUCCCAAGAGAUACCUACCCAGGAUGUUCAGGAGGGAUCGGUCAAGGUUCAAAGUGGUCAUCGGCAUCUUAUCCGGGAUCACCACUGGGCUGGCCUUUGUUAAACCUGUCGUCAACUCAUUGUCACUUAUGACUCUGGGCAUCCCCUGCACCGCGCUGCUCAUUACUGAGCUUAAAAGGUGUGAAAACCCGCGUGUGUUCAAGUUGGGUCUGGUCUCAGGGAUCUGGUGGGCAUUGGCUCUGCUUUGCUGGAUCAGUGACAGGAUAUUCUGUGAGAUGUGGUCAUCUGUCAACUUUCCCUACUUACACUGUGCUUGGCACAUCCUCAUUUGUCUGGCUUCCUACUUGGGUUGCGUUUGCUUCGCCUACUUUGAUGUCGCGACUGAGGCCCCGGAGCGAGGACCUGUCAUCAUGUUCUGGCCCAGCGAGAAAUGGGCCUUCAUCGGCGUGCCCUACGUUUCCUUCCUCUGGGUCCACAAGAAGUCUGCUAUCAAGGUGACUUAAGGUGACCCGAGCCUGCUGCCGUGCUUUAAUGCGUCUCACCAGGAUGCAUCCACACAACAUGGCAACUUUGUGGCCACUUGUGCUCUUGUGACCGGGUGAUGGAGGUGAUGCACAUUGUGGCUAACUGUGAAGAUUGACCUUUUCCUUUUUUUAUCCCAGUCUGGCUUCAUUACACAGUAGUGUUUAUGCAACUCUGUCAAAGAACAAAAACUGACACAAAUUAGUCUAACAUGGCAAUGAAAGGGUGACUUUUUAAAUGACACCGCAUCAAAGCCAAGAAACAUUUACAGUGUUCCAAACAUAUUCUCAGGCUAUACAUAUAAGAUCAUGUAAGUUAGGAAUAUGCAUUUCAGCCUUCUUUAAAAAGAAGAUUUUGUACAUUUUAACUCAGAAAACCUCAUUAUAAAGCAUUUUACUGUCUUUAUAAACACAAGUAUAGCAUCUCAUAGGUGCAGUCUGGCCAUUAUAAAAGCAUUUAGAAACAAUAAAUCACUGGAUUCAGUAACUGUGAUUAAUGCAUAAUGCAUUCAUUGCUUGGCCAAUCUUACUAUGCCCAAUGAAUCAACAAGCUGAUUCAUAAGCUGUUACAGCAGUGUUUUAAGUAUCAUCACACAACGCCUUAUGUGUUUUAAAUACAUAAUGGUUUCAGGCUCAGAAAUCUGCCCUCUUUGUGAACAUACAUUUUUAUUUAAAGCGCCAGAAUCGCAAUAGGCUUUUUUUCCAUUAUGUGUGUACUAUGUUUUCCUUCCAACAUGCCAUUGUGAUUGAUAGUAUACGAGAAAUGUGUUCCAAGUUAUCCUGUAUGUUUUGUAAACUAACAAUGUAAUAUGCAAUUAUUUUCCGAGGAAAAUCAUAUCAUUCAGAUAUUACUGAAUGAAUAGAUACCCUUUGAUAUUGGCCAAAGUAAAAAAAAAAAAAAAAACUGAAUGUGAAAUCAAAAUGUAUUGAAAUAUAAUUGACUAAUCAAGGAAAUGAUUACGUAUUUUGCACAAAAUGAAGAAUGGUUCUCAAAGCCUUUUGGCUAAAUGCACACACUGCAGUGAUAAUUACAGUUAUGUAUUUCAAACUUAGCCAAUAUACAGCUUUUAAUGCUCAAGUUUUCACAGCUGAUCUUUUUUCAACCACAAGUCUCAACUCUUCUUCUCUUCAGGGUUAUUUAUGCCAUGCUCAGUAUUUUAAACGUUGUGCUAAUUAUUGAAACUAUGAAAAGUGUGCAAAAAGCCUUAAUCAAACAUGAAAAUGGACUACAAAAGCAAAUGAAGGUACAUUGUGUCCUUGUGUGAUGUAGCCAAUCUGUUUGCUCUAAAAAGGGAAAUGCAGUGUAAUGAUUGUGUUAAAUAGCAAAUGGAAAUGAGCUUUAGGUUGUAUGUAUGUAGAAUAUACAAGGGAAGUAUGUUGGGGUGUUGCAAAGCUAAACACUCUAACUCUAAAAAAACAAGGAUCGCCAAAGCUUUUUCACCACAAACCAUUGUUUUAAAUGUUGUUCUUGAAAACUGCCUCAAACUGUGCUAACUAAUAUUAUUUCACUCCCGUCCUCCUGCAGAGGCUUCUGGGAACUCAAACUGCUAAAAUAACUUUGAAGGAUCAUGAUGUAGAAAGAAAAAAAUAACUAUUUUUGUGAGAUUCUGAAGUAUUUUGUUAAAUCCAAAACGAUAUAUAUUUUUCUAAGUGCAGUGCAGCCAAAAUUGAAGGGUGAAUGAUUUUUGAUAUUGCAUGAUUACCUUUGUAUUACCAUACUGUUUUUGUUUUUUUUUAUUUUAUUUUUAUUUUAUCUUUAGGAAAAACUUUAUUGAGACAGUAUUGAGAAUGUGAACAAAGCUGUCGUAGUGCCCACGAAUACUUUCAUUGUGCUGCAAAAUGAUAUUGAACUACACAUCUGAUCUACAAUGGUGGAUUGUUUGUAUGAAUCACCCUCAGAAAAAGGAGUUUGUUUGAACAGGGGAGCCUGUUAAAUGCUGCCCUCUGGAUCGUGAUAUUUGUCAUGGCACGUGGUGUCAAUAUGAUCUCAUAACAAUGAGUUAAGUCUUUUUUAUGGACUUGCAUGUGUAUAUAAAUCUCAGUUCUUCUUUGCCUGCAUUGACAAUACAGACAAACUGCACAGAAAUAUUUAUUUUCAUAAUUUAUCCUGUUUUGUAAACAAACAGUAAUGUGUUUUAUUUUAUGCAAUAAACCAAGUCGAUACUCAAAA
Messenger RNA from Perca flavescens (yellow perch), 3327 nucleotides. RefSeq names its product alkaline ceramidase 2 (gene acer2). The transcript is spliced from 6 exons. Gene Ontology annotation, biological process: ceramide catabolic process; sphingosine biosynthetic process. NCBI's taxonomy places the organism in Eukaryota, Metazoa, Chordata, Actinopteri, Perciformes, Percidae. The record is from RefSeq and is a predicted model, not a curated record. Gene Ontology annotation, molecular function: N-acylsphingosine amidohydrolase activity. Gene Ontology annotation, cellular component: Golgi membrane. The coding region runs from base 306 to 1139 and encodes 277 amino acids.